GGCGCGUGCGCAGAGGGCGGCGGGCGGGUGGGCUGGCGACGGUGGACGCGUCGGAGCCGCGGGCGGUCAGCAGGAUCUGAUCUUCUGGAGCAUGAAUACUAAGCUCUUCAGUCCUGGGCUGUGCUAGCAGGACCCUUCAAAGGAACAGCAAUGGCCGCAGCAGCAGCGUCUCACCUGAACCUGGAUGCCCUGCGGGAAGUGCUGGAAUGCCCCAUCUGCAUGGAGUCCUUCUCAGAGGAGCAGCUGCGGCCCAAGCUCCUGCACUGUGGCCAUACCAUCUGCCGCCAGUGCCUGGAGAAGCUACUGGCCAGUAGCAUCAACGGUGUCCGCUGUCCCUUUUGCAGCAAGAUUACCCGCAUAACCAGCCUGACCCAGCUGACAGACAACCUGACAGUGCUGAAGAUCAUCGACACAGCGGGGCUCAGUGAGGCUGUGGGGCUGCUCAUGUGCCGGUCCUGUGGGCGGCGGCUGCCCCGGCAGUUCUGCCGGAGCUGUGGCGUGGUGUUAUGUGAGCCCUGCCGGGAGGCGGACCACCAGCCUCCGGGCCACUGUACGCUCCCUGUGAAAGAGGCAGCUGAGGAGCGGCGUCGAGACUUUGGUGAGAAGUUGGCCCGUCUGCGGGAGCUUACGGGGGAGCUGCAGCGGCGGAAGGUGGCCUUGGAAGGUGUCUCCAAGGACCUUCAGGCAAGGUAUAAAGCAGUUCUCCAGGAGUAUGGGCACGAGGAGCGCAGGGUCCAGGAAGAGCUAGCUCGCUCCCGGAAGUUCUUCACAGGCUCCUUGGCUGAGGUUGAGAAGUCCAACAGUCAGGUGAUAGAGGAGCAGAGUUACCUGCUUAACAUUGCAGAGGUGCAGGCUGUGUCUCGCUGUGACUACUUCCUGGCCAAGAUCAAGCAGGCAGACGUAGCACUACUGGAGGAGACAGCUGAUGAGGAGGAGCCAGAGCUGACUGCCAGCCUGCCCCGGGAGCUGACCCUGCAGGAUGUGGAGCUCCUUAAGGUCGGCCACGUGGGCCCUCUCCAAAUCGGGCAGGCUGCUAAGAAGCCCCGGACAGUCAACAUGGAAGAUUCCUGGGCCGUGGAGGCUGCAGCCUCUGCUGCCUCUACCUCUGUUACAUUUAAAGAGAUGGACUUGAGCCCCGAGGAAGUGGUUUCCAGCCCUAGGGCCUCGCCUGCUAAGCAGCGGGGUUCCGAGACAGCCACCAAUAUCCAACAGUGUCUCUUUCUCAAGAAGAUGGGGGCCAAAGGCAGCACUCCAGGCAUGUUCAACCUUCCGGUCAGUCUCUACGUGACCAGUCAAGGUGAGGUGCUGGUUGCCGACCGCGGCAACUACCGUAUACAAGUCUUUACCCGCAAAGGCUUUUUGAAGGAGAUCCGCCGCAGCCCCAGUGGCAUUGAUAGCUUUGUGCUGAGUUUCCUUGGGGCUGAUUUGCCCAAUCUCACUCCUCUCUCAGUGGCCAUGAACUGCCAUGGGCUGAUUGGUGUGACUGACAGCUAUGACAACUCCCUCAAGGUGUACACCUUGGAUGGCCACUGUGUGGCAUGUCACAGGAGCCAGCUGAGCAAACCCUGGGGCAUCACAGCCCUUCCAUCUGGCCAGUUCGUGGUAACUGACGUGGAAGGUGGAAAGCUCUGGUGCUUCACUGUUGACCGAGGAGCAGGGGUGGUCAAAUACAGCUGCCUCUGCAGUGCCGUGCGGCCCAAGUUUGUCACCUGUGAUGCUGAGGGCACCGUCUACUUCACCCAGGGCUUGGGCCUCAAUUUGGAGAAUCGGCAGAAUGAGCACCACCUGGAGGGUGGCUUCUCCAUUGGCUCUGUGGGCCCCGAUGGGCAGCUGGGUCGCCAGAUUAGCCACUUCUUCUCAGAGAAUGAGGAUUUCCGCUGCAUUGCUGGCAUGUGUGUGGAUGCUCGUGGUGAUCUCAUCGUGGCUGACAGUAGUCGCAAGGAAAUUCUCCACUUUCCUAAGGGUGGGGGCUAUAGUGUCCUUAUUCGAGAGGGGCUCACCUGUCCAGUGGGCAUUGCCCUCACUCCUAAAGGGCAGCUGCUGGUCUUGGACUGUUGGGAUCAUUGCAUCAAGAUUUAUAGCUACCAUCUGAGAAGAUACUCCACCCCUUAGGGGGUCAGAAAUAUCAAUUUCUCCUGUUCCCCAGCCAACUUCUCUUCCCUUAUUCAUUGGUUGUUGGUGGUACCAUAGAGUACACCCAGCCUGUGUCCUGAUUCCAGCUGGCUAGUCUUAGAAUUUUAGAAGCUCUUUUAGUUUUUUUAUUUGCAUUAUUUUUCCCCCUAAAUAUAGAGCUUUAACAGAUGCAUUGCCCCAAAUAGGACACAUAAUGGGGUUAGCUGAAGUUUAAUUAGAACUUAGGCACUUCCAAGGCUUCAGUAGAGAGCCUUUUGCCCUUGUAUUUGAAAUUUGCCCUUGUAGUGAAUCUUUGUUGAUUUUCCUCUCUUUUGGCUUUAAUGACCCUGGUCCAUUAUUUCCUUCCUAUUACAAUGUGCUUCAUCUGUGACACUUUCUCUUCAACUCUGCUGCAUUCAGUGUGCAUGCUCCAGUGGGAUCUGCUCCACCUGUCAGUGACAUUUCAGACAUCAUAUCCUUGUGGCGUGAUGUCUCAGGUCUGGUCACCUUUACCAGUGUGAAAGCUCAUUCAUUUAGCACCACCAAGAGAGAUUACAGUCCCUUUGAUCACUUUGAGAUUACAGGACGUCUCGGCUCUGGGGGUUUUGUGUCAUCUUGGAUUGGUCUCUAAGUGCAGAUGUGACAGAGGAUGGUUUGACCCUACUUGGUUGGUGUUGAAGACUUUAGCCUGGGUAUUGCUUGCCUUUCAAAGGAACAUAUGGAUUGAAAUUAUCCCAAAGCAUAGGAAGAUGAGAAUAAACAAACAGAAAUGCUAAUACAGUCAGCGAACACUCUUGGACAGUCUCUAGGCUCCUCAUUUUUCCUACUCUCUCUCUCCACUGACCUGUGUGAAGAGUUGUCUGCAGAAUUGUACAACACAGGCCAGGGCCAACAAAGUGGGGAGGUGGGCACAUCUCAUUUUCAUUACUAAAACAGAAAACUGUUGGAUCCUUAUUCUGUAUUUUCCUCAAGUGAGUGCAUAACAUUUGGUUCUGGGAUUUAUUUCCAUUCCUCUAUCAAGCAUUAAAUAAUUGAUAACUGUUUCUUCAUCACUGGUGUUCACGUCUUUUAAUUAAAUAAGGGAUUUGGGAGGUGAGGAGAGGGAUAAGUUGUACAAUGCUGUUUUGCUUCCAUAUCUGACACUGCAUUCCUUGAGAGCAUUAAGGAUCCACCCAGGUCAAAAUUCAGCCAAAAGCACCAUUAUGUAAAGAUAAUCCAAAUCUUACUCCCACAUACAUAUGUAGAGUCAGUCCCCAAGGUCUAGAGUCACUAACACCCUCUUCUAAAUUGAGCCCCCACUAUCUGCUUUAUCCUUAUGAUUACAGUUCAAAAAAGGAAGACACUUUGUGCUUUUAAGACCAGAAGUGGUUGAGGGAAUUUGUGACAAGGUUCCUCGGGCUUUGGUGUUUAGCAAGCAACAUAUCUUGUUCUUUAGGUGCAGGGCUCAAGGCAAGCCAAAAAUCUAUUACCUUGCUUUCAUGGAAGCAAAGUUUGCUAAGCUGAGCCACUCAAAAUUGUUUUUUUGGUAGUGGUGUUUUUUUUGCCUUCUGUUGUGAAAGCUGCCAAAGGAUAGGAAAGAAAAUAAUAAAGUGAUGUUAAGCUAG
This is a messenger RNA of Ceratotherium simum simum (southern white rhinoceros), 3716 nucleotides long. It is a transcript of the gene TRIM32, whose product is annotated as tripartite motif containing 32. NCBI's taxonomy places the organism in Eukaryota, Metazoa, Chordata, Mammalia, Perissodactyla, Rhinocerotidae. Gene Ontology annotation, cellular component: cytoplasm. The record is from RefSeq and is a predicted model, not a curated record. Gene Ontology annotation, molecular function: protein binding; zinc ion binding.